Messenger RNA from Styela clava, 769 nucleotides. NCBI's taxonomy places the organism in Eukaryota, Metazoa, Chordata, Ascidiacea, Stolidobranchia, Styelidae. The record is from RefSeq and is a predicted model, not a curated record.
GUUUAGCAAAAAGGAUUUUUCUAAUUGCUAAGCAAAGACACGAAAGCAACAAACACACUAAUUUAAUGAACACCCAUCAGUUCUAUUGUGGUGCCGCAUUCAAAUCAAACUACUUGUUGGUCCUUAACACCAGAGUUUAAUUAGGACUCCGACAGGCUAGAUUUUCAGAAUUGAAUAUGUCAAAUCGGGAGAAACAACGUCUCUUGCCCUUGUAAGCGCAGUGAUAAUUUGGAAACCUCUGCCCCUUGAGCCUAAUGCUGUGUCAUGGUGAUGGUUGCGAUUUGCGGCAUUUACACUUUGCAGAGCUCGCAGCGCAUUCAGCAAAAGCUACCGUACCGGUACCGUAUAAACAAAGGCGAAGCGGGAGGGACACGUUGCAGGCUUUCACCUUUUCAUAAUUCAGUAAUUACGGGAUGCUAAAAACGAGCUGCCAAGCUGUUCGAAUUUGCUCACGUUAUUGUCAGCGAGCGGAGCGACAAUUUUCAGAGGGUGUACUGAAUGGAUUUUUUGGAUCCGUAGGAAAUACGCCACUCAUCAAACUUGAUGGAGUUAGCAAAGAAACGGGUUGCAAUAUUCUAGUUAAAGCAGAGUUUAUGAACCCUGGUGGAUCUGUGAAAGAUCGAGCAGCUCUUUUUUCUAAUUAAAGAUGCACAAGAAAAAGGCAAUAUUAAAAAAGGUGGAACAGUAGUUGAAGGAACAGCUGGCAACACUGGGAUAGGACUUGCACAUAUAUGUAAUGCUUUGGGAUAUAAAUGUGUAAUAUAUAUGC